UUUUUUUUUUGAUCUUUUUCCCAAUGAAAAUCAUAUUUUUAUUAUCACUGAUUAUUUCAUCUACUUUUGCGUACAAGACCAUUAUUGAUGUAUUAUCAGAAGAUGCGAAAUUCUCUAUGCUCAUUGGUCAUUUACAACGUACACGACUGAUUCCCUUUAUAAAUAGUUUAGAAGCAGGCACCUUUUUUGCACCUGACAAUUUAGCUUUUUCAAAAUACAAAGGCGAUGUGACUAAAGAUAGUUUAUUAUAUCAUCUAUUAUCACAACCGUAUACGACCUCCUCUUUUAAAGAUGGACAAGUUUUAGAAUCAGUCUUUGUUCGACAAGGUUAUCUAGAGACAGGUCAAAUGCUCAAAGUGACUCAAUCAUUCCAAACUUUCUAUUAUGUGAAUGAAGCAAGAAUUAAAGAAAAAGAUGUUUUUGUAAAUAAAAAUACAACCUUACAUGUCAUUGAUGGUGUAUUGGAAUCACCCAAAAUUUUAUCCCAUGUUAUACAGCAACAUGAUUACAAGUUGUUUGACUUGAUGAAGAAAUGUAAGAUCGAUUUACUAUUGGAACAUCAACAACCUUUUACAGCAUUUGUAUCUGCAAAGUAUUUGUUAGAUAAAUUUAAAAAGAUUGAACAAAAAUAUCUGAUUUCCAAGCAUGGCAUCCAUGAUUUAGAACAGAUCAUUAAAUAUGUUAUCAUUCCAAAACCAAUUUAUCUAUAUAAUCAUACAGUGGGCGAUAUUACAUAUACAGCUGAAUCAGGUGACGAUAUUAAAGUUCAUGUCAAUACAAAUGGACAAAUUACUGUUAAUGGUCAUAGAGUAAUUGAAAAGGAUAUUUUAGCAGCCAAUGGUGUAGUGCAUGUCUUGGAUGACUUACCUUUUAGACCUAACUCUAUUGUAUUUGAUUCAAGAAAGUACCUUAUUGGGCUUAAUGCUACAAAGUUUGUUUCUCUUAUAGAUAAAUUUGGAUUAAGCCACUUUUUAAAUAAUCAAACUAGUAAUAUUACAAUUUUGGCUCCUACGAAUGAAGUAAUUGAUGAAGACGAUAUUCCAAACAAUCAAAAGAAACAAUGGUUAAGUUAUCAUCUUCUUCAGGGUAGUUGGGAACCCUCAAAAUUGACAGAUGGCACUUUAUUGAAAACCGAAUUUAAUUCAUCUUUACUUAAUAAUGAAUCACAAAGAUUAGUAGUUAGACUUGAUAAAAACGGCCAAAGUCCCUUUAUUCGUUUUGGAGAUCAUUCAAAUGUAAUUGGGCAUCAUAUACCAAUUGUAGAUAAUAUGAUCUAUCGUAUAUCAGAUCCCCUUUCACUUCCAACCGAUAUCUUUUCGAGUCUCGUUCUUGAUCUUGAGCUUUCAACAUUUAUAUCCGUUUUAUAUGUUUCUGGAACAGUAGAGGAAAUCAAGCAAACAAAGGCAAUGACUUUAUUUGCCCCUACAAAUGAAGCCUUCAAGUCACUUGGACUUGUCUCUCGUUAUCUUAUUCAUCCAACAGGACAUGAUGAUCUUCGACAUAUUCUUCGAUAUCAUCUUGCUACUCGUCCUCUUUAUUAUCAAGAUAUGAUAGGGCAGCUUACAUUUAACGUUACGACUCUUGCUAAUCAAUCUUUAACUAUUCACAAUCAAGGAAAUGACAUUUGGAUUGGUACAAAGGGACGUGUUCAGAAAUCAGAUUUAAUUGUAUCAAACGGUGUUGUACACAAGUUAGAUCAUGUACAGAUUCCAAAUAAUAUUCAUAUAGCAUAUCGCAAUUUAUUACGUGGUAUUCGAGCAAAUACGAUGCUUAAUAUCCUAAAGAAUACAAACCUUUUAAACGUUUCAGAUUGUAUCAUCUUGGCACCUACUGACAAGGCCUUUGAAGAGUUGGAUAUGGAAUCUAUUUGGAAUGAUACAAAAAGACUCGAGCGACUUGCUAAACUGCACGUACUACCGUUAACAGCAUCAGAUCGGGAUAGUCAUGAAUACAAGACAUUGACACAUGAUAAGAUUGUAAUUCGAGAAUUAGGGUUUGGAAUUAAGAUAGUGGGUCCUAAAGGGGAGGCAUAUAGUCGUUAUGCACGUGUACUGGAUAUAGGCAAUACAACAGCGGGUGCAGUGUUUGAAAUUGACAGUGUUUUAUUCCCUGUCGAAAGAGGCCUAUUCGGAUUACCAUGGUUAUGGUCAGCCAUGAUUAUUUCAGUCAUUUGGAUUGUAAUCUUGGCUGUUUUAUUCCUAGGUGGAUUUAUUGUCUUUAAAAAAUGGAAACGAACAAGAGAUGGAUAUGAAACGAUAUUAGAAGCUGAGGCAGAUGAUAUUGCUGAAGAAGAAGAAGAAGAACAGCAGCAACAACAACAACAAUAACAUCAUCAUUAAACUAACCAUGAGGACUGUCAUAGGAUACUGAUUAUGUAUGAAAGAAAUAAAACGAAGCAUUUUAUAUACAUAUACAUAUAUACAUUUUUGAGAACUUCCAAUUCAUCUUCAAUCGUUAUUGUAAGCCAUUAAGAUAAUUACUGAUGGCAUCUUUAACA
Molecule: messenger RNA, 2497 nt
Organism: Cokeromyces recurvatus
Lineage: Eukaryota; Fungi; Mucoromycota; Mucoromycetes; Mucorales; Mucoraceae
Product: FAS1 domain-containing protein
Exons: 6
Coding region: 24-2327 (767 amino acids)
Source: RefSeq, a predicted model, not a curated record